AUGUAUAAUGAUGAUGAUGAUGAUGAUGAUGAUGAUGAUGAUGAUGAUGAUGAUGAUGAUGAUGAUGAUGAUGAUGAUGAUGAUGAUGAUGAUGAUGAUGAUGAUGAUGAUGAUGAUGAUGAUGAUGAUGAUGAUGAUGAUGAUGAUGAUGAUGAUGAUGAUGAUGAUGAUGAUGAUGAUGAUGAUGAUGAUGAUGAUGAUGAUGAUGAUGAUGAUGAUGAUGAUGAUGAUGAUGAUGAUGAUGAUGAUGAUGAUGAUGAUGAUGAUGAUGAUGAUGAUGAUGAUGAUGAUGAUGAUGAUGAUGAUGAUGAUGAUGAUGAUGAUGAUGAUGAUGAUGAUGAUGAUGAUGAUGAUGAUGAUGAUGAUGAUGAUGAUGAUGAUGAUGAUGAUGAUGAUAUCAUCCGAGCUAUUUAUCGUGAGAAGUGA
Molecule: messenger RNA, 426 nt
Organism: Dicrocoelium dendriticum
Lineage: Eukaryota; Metazoa; Platyhelminthes; Trematoda; Plagiorchiida; Dicrocoeliidae
Source: the annotation of a GenBank genome assembly